AUGAAGGCCACCUGGAUCCGCCUGCUGAAACAAGCCAAGGGAGGUCGUGUCAAGAACUCCGAUGCCUGUGGUUCGGCCGACUCGUACACCAGCCGCCCGUCCGACUCGGAUGUGUCCCUGGAAGAGGAUAAGGAGGCAGUGCGCAGAGAGGCAGAGCGCCAGGCCCAGGCACAGCUCGACAAGGCCAAGACCAAACCAGUCGCAUUCGCUGUUCGCACAAAUGUCAGCUACAGCUCCAGCCUCGACGAUGAUGUCCCUGUACCAGGCAUGGCCGUCUCCUUUGAGGCUAAAGACUUCCUGCAUGUCAAAGAGAAAUUCAAUAACGACUGGUGGAUCGGUCGUCUUGUGAAAGAAGGCUGUGAAAUCGGUUUCAUCCCCAGUCCAGUGAAGCUUGAGCACACACGUAUCUUCCAGGAUCAGCGAUCCAAGCAGGGAAAGUUCAGUAAAUUGGGAGCAAAUUCCUCCUCUAGUUUAGGUGACGUGGUUCCUAACUCACGGAAAUCUACUCCUCCGUCCUCUGCCUGUGACAUAGACGCCACAGGCUUAGACCCAGAGGACAAUGAGGUCCCAGCCAACCUGCGCUCCCCUAAAGCCAGUCCAAACACUGUCACACCCCUAGCAAAAGAGAAACGAAUGCCUUUCUUUAAGAAGACGGAGCACGUCCCCCCGUACGAUGUUGUGCCUUCCAUGCGGCCCGUGGUUCUGGUCGGACCAUCGCUGAAGGGCUACGAGGUGACGGACAUGAUGCAAAAAGCUCUCUUUGACUUUUUAAAACACAGAUUCGAGGGAAGAAUAUCAAUAACUCGUGUUACUGCAGACAUUUCUCUUGCCAAGCGCUCGGUCCUCAACAACCCCAGCAAGCACGCCAUCAUCGAGCGCUCCAACACGCGCUCCAACUUGGCUGAAGUCCAGAGUGAGAUAGAGCGUAUUUUCGAACUGGCGCGGACGUUACAAUUAGUGGUCCUCGACGCUGAUACGAUAAAUCAUCCGUCUCAACUGGGGAAGACGUCGCUCGCACCCAUUGUAGUCUACGUCAAGAUCACCUCUCCCAAGGUGCUGCAGCGUCUCAUCAAAUCCAGAGGCAAGUCCCAGGCCAAACACCUAAAUGUGCAGAUGGUGGCGGCCGACAAGCUGGCUCAGUGCACUCCUGAAAUGUUUGACAUAAUUCUGGAUGAAAACCAGCUGGAGGACGCUUGUGAGCACAUGGCUGAUUACCUGGAGGCCUACUGGAAAAGCACUCACCCCAGCAGCUGUAGCCCGCCUGAGCCAGUCCUGACCCAGACGCCCUCAGCCCCUCUAGCCACCAGCACAGCCCCUCUCCCCGCUUUACAGGGAGGCGUCCCUGAGCAGAGGAGUGACAAGGCUCUGGUGGAGAGAAAGAGCUCGAAAGAAGACCACCAGCAUCACCACCACCAUCCGGGCCAGGAGCACCACAACGACGCAGAGGAGGAGCCGGAGGAGGAGCGCACUGAGCCUUCAUCACGGAGACCUCAGCACGUCCACCACAGAUCGUCUUCCACCAGGACUGAGCACCACAACCACCACCAUCACCACCACCACCACCACAGCAGCCGCGGCAGGGGCCUGUCCCGGCAAGAGACUCUGGACUCCGAGACGCCAGAGAGCAGGGAGAGCAAAGAAUCAGCUUACACAGAGCAGCGGACACAGCUCCUCCGUCGGGAAGAGGAGGAGGAAGAGGAGGAGGAGGAGGAGGAGGAGGAAGAGGAAGAGGAUUUAGGGGAGGGGCAUCCACAGCAGCAGCAGCGCUAUGAGCCAGUGCCCCACCGGGACCACAACCACCACCAUCACCACCACCACAACAGAGCAGGGGACGAGGCCGGACACGGCACCGGACAGCACAGGUCCAAAGAGCGCGAGCAGGACCAUAACGAGCGCAACAAGCAGCGCUCACACCAUCACCACCGGCCCCCGCGGGACCACCACCACCACUACUACGACCGGGACAGAGACAGGGACCGAGAGGGGGAGGUGGCACCCAAAAAGAGGGGUGACACAGGGGAAUGGGCCAGAGACACGUACAUCCAUCCAAACAGACAAAAACCCUGA
Molecule: messenger RNA, 2067 nt
Organism: Knipowitschia caucasica
Lineage: Eukaryota; Metazoa; Chordata; Actinopteri; Gobiiformes; Gobiidae
Source: the annotation of a GenBank genome assembly